Molecule: messenger RNA, 1596 nt
Organism: Bipolaris victoriae FI3
Lineage: Eukaryota; Fungi; Ascomycota; Dothideomycetes; Pleosporales; Pleosporaceae
Exons: 7
Coding region: 1-1596 (531 amino acids)
Biological process (GO): tripeptide transport; allantoate transport; transmembrane transport
Cellular component (GO): plasma membrane
Molecular function (GO): dipeptide transmembrane transporter activity; allantoate transmembrane transporter activity
Source: RefSeq, a predicted model, not a curated record
AUGGCAUCUACAGCCCCAACCCCGAUACCCACGGCGGAUGUAGAGAAAGAUGCGAUAGUGCAAGAUACCGUUGUGCCAAAGGGCAAAGUAGCAGAGAAAUUGCUCAAGCACUCGCACGAUGCGGAUGCGGCGAUGAAGGCGUUUGAGGGCAUGGAAGGCCAGGUGAUUGAGCUCAGCGAGGAGAAAAGUAAAGCGUUGUUAAGGAAGAUUGAUUGGCAUUUGAUGCCUAUAAUGUGCUUAGUCUACGGUCUUAAUUACCUGGACAAAACAACUCUUUCCUAUGCUAGUAUCAUGGGCCUUAAACUGCCUCCCUCGGAUAAUCCACUCAAGUCCGGCAUCGGUCUCACGGGAGAUGAGUAUUCGUGGCUGGGGAGUAUGUUUUACUUUGGUUAUAUAGCCUGGGAGUAUCCGACGUCGAGAUUGUUGCAGGUGCUGCCGUUGGGGAAGUAUUCGGCCUUCAACAUCAUAAUCUGGGGUCUAAUCCUUUCCUGCUUCGCGGGCGUAUCGAAUUAUUCCGGCGCCCUCGCCAUUCGUUUCUUCCUCGGCGUCUUCGAAGCAGCCGUAACCCCCGGCUUCGCCCUCUUCACCUCCCAAUGGUACACCACCGCCGAACAAGGCUCCCGCACCGCCAUCUGGUUCAGCUUCAACGGGUUCGCGCAAAUCUUCGGCGGCUGCCUCGCCUACGGCAUCGCCGUCGGAUGCCGCAAACUCGGCACCUCCAUCGAACCCUGGAAGAUUGUUUUCCUAGCAACGGGCCUGCUGACGGUGUGCUGCGGCGUGGCUUUUCUGUGGAUAGUACCGGAUAACCAGCUCAAUUGUCGGUGGUUGAGCGAGGAAGAUCGCGUGUUGGCAGUUGAGCGGAUAAGAGUUAAUAAGCAAGGGGUGGGGAAUAGGCAUUUUAAGUGGUAUCAGUUGAAGGAGGCUCUGUUGGAUCCGCUGAGUUGGGCUUUCUUUUUUUAUGCGCUUAUUGCGGAUAUUCCGAAUGGUGGUAUCUCAAAUUUCUUCUCUCAACUCAUCGUCGGUUUCGGUUACACACCUGAGGAAUCCCUGUUAUACGGUACCCCGGGCGGCGCCGUUGAGAUCGUCUUCCUGAUUGCCUGCGGUUGGGCAGGCGACAAGUACGGAAACCGUAUUCUCAUCUCUAUGAUUGGCCUGCUCACUGCUAUCCUCGGUAUGCUGCUCAUAGUCGCGCUGCCGCUAUCCAGCAACUCGGGGCGCCUGGCGGGAUACUAUCUCACGCAGGCGAGUCCCACGCCGUUUGUGGCGCUCUUGAGCUUGGUGGCGAGUAAUGUGGCGGGGUAUACAAAGAAGACGAGUGUAGCGGCUAUGUUUUUGAUUGGGUAUUGUGUUGGGAAUAUUAUAGGCCCCCAGACGUUCCGCCCAUCAGAUGCACCCCGCUAUGUCCCCGCUGAAGUCACAAUCAUUGUCUGCUGGGGCGUAUGUCUCGGCAUCCUCGCCUUCAUCCAUUUCUACUGUGUGCGCCAGAACAAGAAGAAAGCGCUGAUUCGAGCGGCGCCCGAUUAUGUCAAGUUGGAGAAUCAAGAAUGGCUCGAUCUCACCGAUCGAGAAAACCCAGAAUUCAUAUAUACACUUUAA